Molecule: messenger RNA, 638 nt
Organism: Procambarus clarkii (red swamp crayfish)
Lineage: Eukaryota; Metazoa; Arthropoda; Malacostraca; Decapoda; Cambaridae
Product: cuticle protein 7
Cellular component (GO): extracellular matrix
Source: RefSeq, a predicted model, not a curated record
GGUACUCUCACACCACCAACAUGAAGGUCGUUGUUGCUCUAGCCAUGGUGGGUGUGGUGGUGGGUGUCCCGCCCCACUAUGGUUACUCCCCCGCCCCGACCUACACGCCCACUCCAUCCUACACCCCAGCUCCAUCCUACCACCCAGCUCCAUCCUACCACCCGGCUCCAUCCUACCGCCCAGCUCCAUCCUACCAUGCAGCUCCAGCCUAUGAUACUGCACCCAAGUACGACUUUGAUUACGCCGUGAAGGACGACUACUCUGGUAACGACUUUGGCCACCAGGAGGGUCGUGACGGCUACAACACCCAGGGGUCGUACUACGUGCAGCUCCCCGACGGUCGUCUGCAGCAGGUGACCUACACUGUCAAUGGUGACUCCGGCUACGUGGCCAAGGUCACUUACCAGGGAGAGGCCCAGUACCCUCACUAUCAACCAUCCUACCAUCCUGCUCCAUCUUACAAGCCAACUCCAUCCUAUCAUCCGACUCCAUCCUACAAGCCAGCUCCAUCCUACAAGCCAGCUCCAUCUUACCAUCCUGCUCCGUCCUAUACUCCUGCUCCUGUCUAUGGAUAACUGUAAACUGCAUUCACGAGAAGUGAAAUCUAAUGUAUUUAUUAAGUAAAGCAAGAUUACAUU